This is a messenger RNA of Mugil cephalus (flathead mullet), 3314 nucleotides long. RefSeq names its product activity-dependent neuroprotector homeobox a (gene adnpa). The transcript is spliced from 4 exons. Gene Ontology annotation, biological process: regulation of gene expression. The record is from RefSeq and is a predicted model, not a curated record. Lineage: Eukaryota; Metazoa; Chordata; Actinopteri; Mugiliformes; Mugilidae. Gene Ontology annotation, cellular component: nucleus. Bases 348 to 2867 code for a protein of 839 amino acids.
AUAUAUAGCGUUAGCUCGCAAGAAGCUGGCCUGGCCACCGGUGCACAGUACAGAGACACCCCGAGGGCUCUAGGUGGUCCUGGCAUUCACCACUGUCUGGGUGUGCUGCUUACAUGAACUGUACACCACUGUGUUCAGUCCCUCCCCCGCAAAGCUAGCAGCUGCUGCUACGAAGAAGAAGCAGAUGUGCCAGCUAGCUGGCUAGUUAGUUAGCUUAGCUGGUUAGCUGGGAGUGGGUGAGCAUCAGGACGCACCGGACAUCUCCAUCAAUCUGCACGUCCCGACCUGCCAAGAUAGCUCAUUUGUUAAUGUCACAAAGCCAGUCUCCAGACGCAUAAUCAGGAGAGAUGUAUCAGCUCCCAGUGAACAACCUUACAAGAAUCAGAAGAGCCAGGAAACAGGUGAAAAUAGCACUUGGAGACAUUGGACUGGAGUUCUGCAAGGAGGCAGCAGAGGAGUUCAAAGAGUUUUGCCCAAAUGAUCAGUUUGUAAAAGGAAGUCUCUGCCUUGAUAUCUGCACAUGGGAUCCAUCAUACUCUAAAACACAGGAAUAUCGAUCAAAGCCAUUUUGCUGCUCAGAGUGCCCAUUUUCUUCCAAAUACUACUCAGGCUACAAGAACCAUUUCCGUAAUGUACACAGGAAACUCUUUGACAGUAAAAUCCUGAUCAACUGUCCGUACUGUGCAUUCACUGCAAGCAAGAGAACUUUGGAGACGCACGUUAAAAUAUUCCACAUACCCAGGUCUGCACGGAACAAUUAUGGGGGCUCUCUGGGAACUGUGGUGGCAAAGGACAAUAAAGCCUAUCUCGAUAGAGCUAGACAGGGCAAUGGUGUGGAGAAGGCAAUGUACUUUUGCAAAAAAUGCACGUUCCGAGACACUCUCUAUAAUGUCGUGAGAAGGCACAUCUACCGAGAACAUUUUCAGCAUAUUGUCUCGCCAUAUCUCGGUAUGGUUUCUGAAUCCUCCGUCAAAAAUGGUGCUAAUUCUGUCAAUGGCAACAAUAUCCUCUGUAAAAGAUGCCAGUUUUCUACUCGGAGCUACGAGGCUUUGGUGCAGCAUGUCAUAGAGUACCACGAGCGCAUUGGUGCCCAAGUGACAACCAUGAUAGGACAUGCUAAUGUUAUUAUCUCCAGGCCUCAGCCCUUACCAGUCAUGUCUCAGAAAGCUCCUAUGAUUUCCAGGGGACAGACGCUCAGAAACGAACCAAUGGCACAGUCAGUAAUCGGUUAUUUAAAGCCAGUGGGCCCUGUUGUUAAAAAUCAGUCCUCGCUCACAGCCAGUCAGUUGCGCAUGAAGGUUCCUAGCAACAGCACUGUGCCUGAAAAUUCUGGUGUUAACACUGCCCAAACGCAGAAGUGGAAGAUAUGUACAGUUUGCAAUGAGCUUUUUCCUGAAAACCUUUAUAGCGCUCAUUUUGAGAGUGCACACAAGGCAAAAAAAGUGUGGGCACUGGCCAAGUACAUCAUGAAAAUCCACAAUUUCACCAGCAAGUGUUUGCUUUGCAACCGCUAUCUUCCCAGUGAUACACUGCUUAACCACAUGCUAAUCCAUGGCUUAACCUGUCCCCAGUGCCACUCUGCUUUUCACAAUGUUGAAAAAAUGAUGGAGCAUACAUCUCAGGCUCACCCUGAAGAGUUUGUUGGACCACCAGGUGCAUCACCUCUAACAUUUGACCUCACCAUUAAACAAGAUAAGUCCAGUAACGUUCAGCUCGCUGUUCUCACUUUUAACAUGAAGGAACCUGUCAAUGGUCAAGAUCAGGCUGCAUCUGCUCAGAAUAGCGUUUCACCUCUUCUCAAGCUUUCUGCUCCCAGAACGAUUCAGAAGAAAAGUGGUCCACUUGCUAAAAGUUUGCAUUCAGAAAUUCACAACAGUGAUGUGGGGAAGACUGUAUGUCCUCUGUGUUUCACCAUCCUCAAAGGUCCAAUCUCCGAUGCUUUGUCCAUGCAUCUUAGGGAGCGACAUCAAGUGCUCCAAACAAUGCAUCCUGUUGAAAAAAAGAUGACGUACAAGUGCAUUCACUGCUUAGGAGUGUACACCAGUAAUAUGGUAGCAUCAACAAUCACCCUGCAUCUUGUGCAGUGCAGGGCUGUAGGUAGGAACCAGACAAAUCAAGGCUUCAAGUCUGCUUUGACUCUCAACUCAUCCGGGGCUGGCAUUCUCAAGAGGCAACCACCAAUGCAGGCCACACCCAACUUCAAGAAGAUUAAAUUAGAAAAGGCGUCCGGUAAAAUUCCUGGCUCCACCAUUGCAAAUCAAGCCGAAUCCGAUGGCCUCGCCCUGGACCCUAGAAGCUAUGAGCACAAGACAUACGAAGCCAGGAAGGAUUUCCUGACUGCCUACUUCAACCGACGGCCAUACCUUUCUCCUCAGGAACAGGAGAAGCUGUCGGCAAGUCUGUGGUUGUGGAAAUCUGACAUUGCAUGUCACUUUGCAGCCAAGCGCAAGAUGUGUGAGGAACAUUGUGAGACAAGGAAGUUGUCAGUGCUGCUUGGUUUUGACAUGCAGGCUCUGAAGAAAGUUAAGCAUGACUUAAUUUUUGAGGAAACCAAGUUUGUCGGCCCCUCCACUGGCAGGCCCGGAGGCAUCAAGUCUGCUAUGCCAACCAAGCACCGAGCGAGACAAAACACUAACUCAAAACUCAACAUGUGCACAGAGAUUAUUUCCAUAGACUUGGACAGUGAACCAGAAACGGAGGAUAAACCUGCUGAGAAUGGAAAUAUCACAAACCAACAUGAAAAUGUAGAGUCCAUGGAGCCGGUGGACCUGACGGAUGAGACAAAACCUGCAGACAAGGAUGGUCCUUCUAAGGAGGAGGGCUCUUUGCAAGAUGGCAAAGCAAAUGCCUGGAUGACAUUCUGUUAGAUUCCUGCUAUUAGUGUGCCUUGGUUAAUUAACAUUUCAGUUCUAAAUGAGUGCAUAAAUUAAGGGAAGGAAAUAUAACUGACCUGUAUAAUUCCACAUCACAAAUAUUUGGUCAGACUGCACAGGUCUCUAAAACUCCAGAUGUUGACUUCCUAACCAAUAUUGGAAUGAAGGAAAAAAAAUGGAGCAUAAAAAUAUGGUGUAUGUAAGUAACAUUGUAUAUAUGUUAGCCAUUGUUGGUUAGUUUCUUCAUACAGUCCGUUAUUCACUGUUUUAACUGUCACAGCAUAUAUGAAAUGCUUAUACUUCCAUAUUUUUUUCUUCAACUGUGACAGAGACCUGUAUGAUAUUGUCAUUUCACAUCUAGGAAUUGUAGGAUAUGUUAAUUGAUUACGUACACGUUUUAAUAAAUAUGUUUGUUUAAUAAAAAGCAUUUUAUCGACAGCC